Molecule: messenger RNA, 3819 nt
Organism: Penicillium antarcticum
Lineage: Eukaryota; Fungi; Ascomycota; Eurotiomycetes; Eurotiales; Aspergillaceae
Product: GRAM and VASt domain-containing protein
Exons: 3
Coding region: 1-3819 (1272 amino acids)
Biological process (GO): intracellular sterol transport
Cellular component (GO): plasma membrane; endoplasmic reticulum membrane; cortical endoplasmic reticulum
Molecular function (GO): sterol binding; sterol transfer activity
Source: RefSeq, a predicted model, not a curated record
AUGGCCGAAUCUUCUUCCUCAAGCCUGAAAGGCGACCGAAGAUCACAUCGAUCCUGGACAAUCUCAGCUGAGUCCAGUGCAAUCGAGAGCAAUGGUCGAUCGUCCGUGGAUUCCAACACCGAGAGGCCGAAGACACAAGGUGGAGAACCGGCAGAUCCCAACAGGGCUGGUCCCAGUGGGUUUUCAAAGCUGCUCGAAGCACGUCGGAGGCGAAAGAAGAAUAAGAAUAAAAAAGGUGACGAGCCGCCAGUGCCCAGUGUUCCCCUAGACCACGAUCUACAAGGAAGCCGAUCCAACGAAUCUCGCGAUGGAACCUCUGCAGGUAGCUCGUCCGUCGCUGAAAGUGCUGCAGCACCGGAAGGAGAAGUCACCAAUCUACUAACGGAUGAUUCUGAGCCGGACAGAACUCCGCCGCUCACCUCCCAUAACUCGCAUACUGGAUUUUACACCUCGUCAUCCCCAUUGAUCAAGACCACCUCGGUAGAUGCCGCGGACACCGAAGGUUCACAAGCUGAUGUCGAGUCAGCAAUCAGCGGUCCUAGUGCAACUGGGUCAGACUCGAACCAGGGUGAACGGCAAUCCAGGCGCCCAACACAAUCUAGCCUUGCAUUGGAUGUCCCCAGCGAUCCAAAUAGCAAGCGACGCAGUGCGUCUCCUGGGAGACGGUUCAAGGAUGCUUUCAGCUCAGACAAGAAGGCAUCUACCGAUGAGCCCGACACUUCGUCAACCAAGUCUGGGGCAAAUAAAAGUGGGCGGAGUCUGUUCGGGGGCAGCCGGCGAAGCAGUCUCUCAUCUAAACGAGCUCAGGCGGCUCCCGAUGAAGCUCCUCCGAUGCCAGCAUCAAUUCGCACUGAUCUGAUAGAUGACAAGCCUCGUUCGCUCCAAGCGAGCCCCAUGCCAAAUACCCCUCCCCAUACCGCCAUUCCGGCCCCAGCUACAACAGUGACUCCUCCCACCCCCACUGAACACCACCCUCUCAACUCGCAAAUUAUGUCCAACGAUGUAACAGAUUCACCAGAGUCUAUAAAGUCUAGAAACUCCAUAUCCUCCGGAACCGGAGUCACCACCGUCAGUCCGUCUGGCAAUAUGAUAUCACAUCGUCGCGUACGAUCGGCUUCCGCAGCUCAUGGUCCGAGCAAACUAUCGAAUUCAGUCUCAGUAUUGACACCUCUGGACGAAAAGGCCCCUGGCGCAAAGACCCCAAACCCUCAGCAAAGCGGCUUUUUCUCUUCUGUAUUUUCGGUUGCCCAAAAUGCGGCUUCUUCGCUAAGUAACAGCCUGAACGCCCAGCAGAGGAAUCGCCCCAACUCUCAAACUACUGCGGCUGAUCUUGAUCAGACCCCCGUCGAGGGUCCUUCAGACGAGGUAGAAUUGACUUCCGAAAAUGGAAGCAAGAGUGACGAAAGCAAGCCUUCUGCCGUCGAGACUCUUGGCGCAGGAGACCUUAACUUCAGUCACCUCGAAUUCGAUGCACAGCCAGGUCAUGUUAUCUCAACCACCGACGGUGUCGUGAUCACGAAACCCGGCACUCCACUUGACAAGCGCAAGAACACUGCUGUCUUUCAGCGGGAUGAGGCGGCUGCCAAGCUUGAAGACCAGCGUGCGGCGCGUGCUGUUCAGGUAGCCUAUGAACGGCCCCCUGAGCUAUCUUUGAUAGGCCCGCCUGUAGACGAAGUUCUGGAACUUCAGUCUACAAGUUCGCUUCCGAGAGAUCCUCCAAUGAUGGGUGAUCAGACUCCUCCUAGUGGUAGUAUCCUCGAUGGUGACCUCACAAGUGGCAUCAAACGGAGUGGGAGUGUACGCAGCAAACUUGCCCGGCGUCAUCGGGGCUCAUCUGGAGCAACAACCUCGACUAUCGGAGCAGCUGCCGCUAAUGCCAUCGCAUUGGGUGCCCCUGGUGCCAACGCGAGUGUACCUCGAUUAACUGGCUUUGCUGUUGCAAGUAAGAAGCGCAACAGGGACUUCCACCAGUUGUUCCGAAGCGUGCCUGAAGACGACUAUCUGAUUGAAGAUUAUAGUUGUGCGUUGCAGCGUGAAAUCAUUCUUGCUGGCCGUAUCUACAUCUCAGAAGGCCAUAUUUGUUUCUCCAGUAACAUAUUAGGAUGGGUUACGACUCUUGUGAUCAGCUUCGAUGAGGUUGUUGCAGUCGAAAAGGAGAACACUGCGAUGGUCUUCCCCAAUGCGAUUGCCAUCCAAACCUUGCACGCCCGCCAUACAUUCCGAAGUUUGCUCAGUCGUGAAUCUACGUAUGACCUUAUGGUCAACAUUUGGAAGAUAAACCAUCCGUCCCUCAAGAGCUCGGUGAAUGGAACCCGUGUCACUGGCACCGGUGACAAGACAGAAAAAGUUGAAGAUGAGGGAAGUGACUCCGAGAGCGAAGUCUCCGAUGAAGAUGAAAUAUACGAUGAGGACGAGGAAGGAGACAACAACGACAGUUUCUUCGAGGCUGGCGGAAGUGCCAACGCCAGUGCAACAUCUUUGCCGGUGAGAGCUGGUCUAAGCCGCAAGGCAUCGAGCCUAUCCGCAAAUGCCGCGAUGCCUACGUCCGGAACAGUUACUACCAGCGCUGCAAAGAACGGUGAUAAGAGUUUCUCCAAGGAUGCACCUCCUGAUUUCCCUGGCCCCGUUACACAUGCACCUACGGAAUACGUCGAUCCCAAUGGACAAUACGAAAAGGUCAUCAAAGACGAGACCAUCGCCGCACCCCUUGGCAAGGUCUACUCUUUGGUCUUUGGUCCAGCAUCUGGCGAGUUCAUGACCAAGUUCCUGGUGGACAAUCAGAAAUCCGGGGAACUGCAGUUCGAAAGUACGGCGAAGGGACUGACGAAUGAAAGUCCCAUCCGGAAGUAUUCGUACAUCAAGCCUCUCAACGGCGCCAUUGGCCCGAAACAGACCAAGUGUAUCAGUACCGAGAACCUGGACUUUUUAGAUCUCGAAAAGGCCGUUCUCGUUACGCUGAGCACUCAAACACCUGACGUCCCCAGCGGAAAUGUUUUUGCUACCAAGACGAAAUACCUUUUCACCUGGGCUGCAGACAACAAAACUCGCUUCCUCAUGACCUGUACCAUUGAGUGGACAGGUAAAUCUUGGUUAAAGGGUCCGAUUGAGAAGGGCGCUAUCGACGGCCAAACAACUUUCGGUAAUGAUCUCGUCAAAUCUCUCAAUGCCGGAGUUGUUCCUCGCGGACGUCCAAACGGCGCUGGACGCGGCAAAGGUCGCCGCAAGAAGGGCGAGGAUGCAGGCCGAGAGUCCACCGCAGCUGCGUCAUCGAAGGUAACUAUGGACUCCAACGCCGGAAAGAGCGAUUCCUGGGGACUAUUUGAACCAGUUCGCCCCUUCCUAGAGCCGUUCGCCAGUCUCCUCGGUCCGCUAUGGAGCGGCAACGUCGCUAUCAUUCUCAUCGGCAUCUUGCUCUACCUGGCCUUCUUCAAAUCGUCUUCGUCCUCAUCUAUGCUCUCACAUGAAGUUGGCUGCCCUGGUUACAGUUUACCUCAGAGACUGGCUGCAUACGAGGAGAUGUGGCGCCGUGAGGAAACUGAACUCUGGAACUGGUUGGAAGACCGUGUCGGCAUGGAUGGAAUGGUCUUCCCCAAUGUAUACCGUGCGCCCGACCCACACCCACCUCGCAGGUCAUCUGGAGGCAAUGCGGCCGACGAGCGUGAGCUAGCCUCGAGACUUCGUGAGGAGAAGGUCUCGGACCGUGAAAUGGACCAUGCUAUCCGCACCACGCGCCAACGCCUCGAUGUUCUUGAGGAGAUGAUGAACAAGCGCAAGACUCAAUGGGAGAGUGACGAGCCAAUUCGGAAAUCCGAAUUGUAA